Messenger RNA from Macroventuria anomochaeta, 2745 nucleotides. Its product is annotated as WD40 repeat-like protein. The record is from RefSeq and is a predicted model, not a curated record. Gene Ontology annotation, cellular component: small-subunit processome; Pwp2p-containing subcomplex of 90S preribosome. Gene Ontology annotation, molecular function: protein binding. The transcript has 3 exons. NCBI's taxonomy places the organism in Eukaryota, Fungi, Ascomycota, Dothideomycetes, Pleosporales, Didymellaceae. Bases 1 to 2670 code for a protein of 889 amino acids. Gene Ontology annotation, biological process: ribosomal small subunit assembly; maturation of SSU-rRNA from tricistronic rRNA transcript (SSU-rRNA, 5.8S rRNA, LSU-rRNA).
AUGAAGACUGACUUCCAGUUUUCCAAUCUGCUAGGCACCGUCUACAGCAGAGGCAACCUGCUGUUUACUCCAGAUGGAACAUGUCUGCUGUCGCCGGUCGGUAACAGGGUGACCGUGUUCGACCUUGUCAACUCCAAAUCGUAUACACUUCCAUUUGCACACCGAACGAACAUUGCCCGCCUAGCACUGAACCCUCGCGGCAAUCUGCUCCUCUCAGUCGACGAGAACGGUCGCGCGAUCCUCACGAAUGUACCCCGCCGAGUGGUUCUCUAUCAUUUCUCACUUCGCGGUGAGGUCACCGCUCUCGCGUUUGCGCCGUCCGGACGACACUUCGCUGUAGGAAUUGGCAGACAGAUCGAAGUAUGGCAUACCCCAUCCACACCAGAUGUCGCAGAAGGUGAUCUGGAGUUUGCGCCGUUCGUGCGACACCGAAUGUACACAGGACACUACGACGCCGUUCAGAGCAUUGAAUGGUCGAGUGACUCGAGGUUCUUCCUUAGCGCAUCCAAGGAUUUGACGGCGCGGAUAUGGAGUAUUGACGAAGAGGAGGGUUCUGCGCAAACUACGCUAGGAGGUCACAGACAGGCAAUUGUGGGUGCAUGGUUCUCCAAGGAUCAAGAGACAAUAUACACUGUCAGCAAAGACGGAGCGCUGUUCAUGUGGAAGUACAUGCUGCGAUACGAUGCGCCGGACGACGCCGACGAGGAUGACGAUGACAAUCUGCAAUGGGGCAUCGCUGAGCGACACUUCUUCAACCAGAACGACGCCCACGUCACAUGCGCCGGCUUCCACCCAGAAUCGAAACUGCUGGUCACAGGCUUUUCGAACGGUACCUUCUUCAUCCACGAACUUCCCGAGUUUGCGCAGAUCCAGAGCUUGAGCAUAUCGCAAAACGACAUCGAUUAUGUUGCAAUCAACAAGACUGGAGAGUGGCUAGCUUUUGGUGCAUCGAAACUGGGACAAUUGCUGGUCUGGGAGUGGCAGUCAGAGUCGUACGUUCUGAAGCAGCAGGGACAUUUCGAUUCGAUGAACACGAUUGCAUACUCCCCCGAGGGCCAACGCAUCAUCACAGCGGCCGAUGAUGGUAAGAUCAAGGUCUGGGACGUAAACUCUGGAUUUUGCGUCGUGACGUUCACUGAACACAUGGGUGGCGUGACAGCCUGCGAGUUUGCAAAGAGGGGCAAUGUUCUGUUUACCGCGAGUUUGGACGGUUCAGUAAGAGCUUGGGACCUGAUCAGAUACCGUAACUUUCGCACAUUCACAGCACCAUCACGAUUAUCCUUCUCAUCGCUAGCGGUCGACCCUAGCGGCGAAGUCGUGUGCGCAGGCUCGAUCGACACAUCAGACAUCCACAUCUGGUCUGUACAGACCGGUCAAUUACUCGAUACGCUGUCUGGACACGAAGCGCCGGUCUCGUCACUAGCAUUCUCACCAGACGCAUCGACGCUGGUCAGUGGAAGUUGGGACAAGACGGUCCGGGUCUGGAACAUUUUUGCUCGAACACAAACCAGCGAACCCCUCCAGUUGGUGGCAGACGUCCUCUCUAUCGCCUUCCGACCCGACUCGAAGCAAAUAGCUGUCACUACCCUCGAUGGUCAAUUGACUUUCUGGAACGUGUCUGAUGCCGCACAAGAGAGUGGCGUUGAUGCUCGUCGCGACGUGUCAGGUGGACGCAAGAUGUCGGAUCGUCGCACAGCAGCCAACGUUGCUGGCACCAAGUCUUUCACAGCAGUCAGGUAUAGCGCAGAUGGUUCCUGCGUUCUUGCAGGCGGCAACAGCAAGUACAUCUGUCUGUACGACGUACAAUCCGGUGUAUUGCUUAAGAAGUUUACUGUAUCCGUCAACCUGUCGUUGGACGGCACACAAGAGUUCUUGAACAGCAAGCUGUUGACUGAGGCUGGGCCGCAGGGUCUUAUUGACGAAACGGGCGAAGCUUCAGACAUCGAAGGUCGACGCGAUACCACAUUACCUGGUGCUCAAAAGGGCGUCGGUGCAAGAAGAACACGUCCAGAAGUCCGCGUGCCAGCAGUAGCGUUCUCGCCAACAGGGCGGGCUUUCUGCGCAGCCUCAACAGAAGGACUCCUCAUUUAUUCCUUGGACAACACAUUCCAAUUCGACCCCUUCGACCUCGACAUCAGCGUUACACCCUCCACAACCCUUGAUACCCUCGCUCAGCAAGAGUACCUCAAAGCUCUCGUUAUGGCCUUCCGUCUCAACGAGCGCAAUCUUAUCCGCCGCGUCUAUGAAGCCACACCGGUCGAAGACAUACCUCUGGUCGUUAAGGACCUACCACCUGUAUACCUUGGUCGAUUAUUACGUUUCGUUGCUGUACAGGCUGACGAGUCACCGCAUCUCGAGUUCAACUUGGUAUGGAUUGAAUCGUUACUGAGCAAGCAUGGACGAUGGAUGAAAGACAACAAGACCGGUCUGGAAGCUGAGCUGCGAAGCUUAGAGAAGGCCGUCAGGCGGAUACAGGCCGAGCUCGCAAGGCUGGCGGAUGAGAACAUCUACCGGAUAGAGUAUCUGCUUGCGCAGCCUGUCGAGAAGGCUGAGAAGCCAAGAGGACUCGACUUCGAGGUCAAGGCGAUUGGAAAUGGCCUUGUGGACGAGGAGAUGAUUGACGGCGAGGACGAUGAAGAUGAUGAAGGAGGGUGGGAAGGGUUCGAAUAAUUGCGCUAUAUAGUUAUAAAACUUCACAAGGACGCACAUUUACUGGUUUACUGAACGUCUUGAUUUACACCAUGC